AUGGCGCGGGAAGAGCCUCUGCUGGCUCCGCGCCCAUCCUCCGACCGCUCCUCCAUCCGUAAUGCGGAAGAGGAGGAUGCCCUCCUCACCGGCGAACGGAUCACUCGCCCUGAUGAACGACGACGGGGCUGGGCCGUCUGGCGAGAGAUUGGACUCGUCGCCUGGGCGCUCAUUGCCACGAUCGCAGUAGUCGUUCUCGCAGUGGUAUACCAGCACGAAACGACCAAAAGCCACAGUCAGUCUAAAUUGUGGGGUCCUGGCGGCAAGCCGUCCGGGAAACGUAACUUGAUCUUCAUGGUCUCGGACGGCAUGGGACCGACCAGUCUCUCGAUGACGAGGAGUUUCAGACAACUGACAGACGGCCUACCCAUUGAUGAGAUUUUGGUCCUAGACCAGCACCACAUCGGGACGUCGCGGACCCGCUCAAGCUCCAGCUUGGUGACUGACUCCGCGGCUGGAGCGACGGCUUUCUCCUGCGGACACAAGAGCUACAAUGGUGCCAUCUCAGUACUCCCAGACCACUCUCCCUGCGGGACCGUGCUGGAGGCUGCUGCGCUGGCGGGAUACAAGACCGGGUUGGUGGUGACGACGCGCAUCACAGACGCAACGCCAGCGUGCUUUGCCUCGCAUGCCAACAUGCGAAGCUACGAAGAUAGCAUCGCCGAACAAGAAAUUGGCGAACACCCACUUGGACGCGUGGUGGACCUCAUGCUCGGUGGCGGGAGAUGCCAUUUCCUGCCCAAUUCCACGGACGGAAGCUGUCGGGGCGACGAUCGCGAUCUGGUUUCCGCUGCGGCGGAAAAUGGGUUCCACUAUAUGCAGGACCGUGCUGGGUUCGAUGCGCUCAAUGGUGGGACCGAGGCUAAACUGCCCCUGCUGGGUCUCUUUGCUGAGAAGGAUAUUCCAUACGAGAUUGAUCGUCGCUCUCAGAGCGAGGUGUAUCCGUCUCUUGAGGAGAUGGCUCGUACGGCGCUCACCAUGCUUAGCAAGGCCACUGAAGACAGUGAGCAGGGAUUCUUCCUCAUGAUCGAAGGCUCGCGGAUUGAUCACGCCGGACACGGCAAUGACCCUGCUGCGCAAGUGCACGAGGUCCUAGCGUACGAUAAGGCCUUUACUGCCGUCCUGGACUUCUUGGACGAAAGUUCAACACCGGGCGUGCUGGUCAGCACAUCCGACCACGAGACUGGUGGUUUGUCCGCUGCGAAACAGCUGCACAAGAGCUACCCAGAGUACCUGUGGCUUCCCGGCGUGCUAGCUAACGCGAGUCACUCGAGCGAGUAUCUCCACGCCCAGCUGAAUGAAUACCUGUCUGGCCCGGGCAAGGGUGACGACGAGGCAAAGCAGCAGACCUAUAUUCGGCAAACCCUGCUGGAGAAAGGACUUGGUAUCACCGAUGCCACUGAUACAGAGGUGGACGCCUUGCUCCACGCAGACGCACUAGCUCCGCCGCAGUAUGUCUUUGCAGAUAUGAUUAGCCGCCGAGCCCAGAUCGGCUGGUCUACCCACGGCCACUCUGCCGUCGACGUCAACAUCUACGCUUCCUCUUCCAAAGACGCCUGGCAGCUCGUAGGCAAUCAUGAAAACACCGACGUCGGCUCAUUCCUUGCCAGCUACCUGGAUCUCGAUAUCAGUAGCGUCACGAAGCGCCUCCAGUCCUCCGCAUACUGGUCUCCGGAUGCAUCCACACAGGAUGUCUCAACAGAGGCGUUUAGCUGGAUGGGCAAUCCUCUCGGCGCUGAGGUUCGGACGGAUGGCCUGGACACGUACCAUGGAGACUUUAGGAAGCGGGAACUUGGGGAGUGUGGCUGCGGUGGAGUGCAUUGA
Molecule: messenger RNA, 1824 nt
Organism: Penicillium lagena
Lineage: Eukaryota; Fungi; Ascomycota; Eurotiomycetes; Eurotiales; Aspergillaceae
Product: alkaline phosphatase
Exons: 2
Coding region: 1-1824 (607 amino acids)
Biological process (GO): dephosphorylation
Cellular component (GO): fungal-type vacuole membrane
Molecular function (GO): alkaline phosphatase activity
Source: RefSeq, a predicted model, not a curated record